Aspergillus alliaceus is the source of this 1491-nucleotide messenger RNA. Its product is annotated as PRA1 family protein-domain-containing protein. Gene Ontology annotation, cellular component: Golgi apparatus. Lineage: Eukaryota; Fungi; Ascomycota; Eurotiomycetes; Eurotiales; Aspergillaceae. The transcript is spliced from 2 exons. The record is from RefSeq and is a predicted model, not a curated record. Bases 1 to 1491 code for a protein of 496 amino acids.
AUGAGCCCAAUUCAGAUUCCCAUCGACGCGAUUACCUCGCGAUUUGGUGAACGUUUCAACAGUCUUCGAUCCCAGUCCGUGGGCUCUCGCUUCGCCAACCUCCGACCCAUUUCCGAAUUCCUGGAUAUCAAGCGUGUCUCCAAGCCGGCCAACUUCGGUGAAGUCCAAGGCCGUGUGAACUAUAAUUUGUCCUACUUUUCUAGCAACUAUGCCGCGGUCUUUGUGAUGCUCAGCAUUUACAGCUUGCUGACCAAUAUCACCUUACUCUUUGUGAUUAUCCUUGUUACUGGUGGUCUGUACGGGAUCGGCAAGCUUCAGGGCCGCGAUCUAGAUCUGGGAUUUGCUCGAUUCAACACCUCCCAGCUUUACACUGGAUUGCUGAUCGUGGCGGUCCCUCUGGGAUUCUUGGCUUCCCCUAUCACAACCGUGCUGUGGCUGAUUGGAGCCACCGGCGUACCACCAGGGGCACAACAGGGGAGACAAACUAGGAGACGGGCGGCUGCGUGGGUAGAUGGUGAUGCACGGAUCGAGGAGAUUGAUAGUGAAGACGAAAAACUUUUGCAGGAUGGAUGGGAUUUUUAUUCAAGGCAACUGGCCGGCAUAGAUGUUAAUGAAAGCUUAGGAUGGCGGAAGCGGAUGUUGGAAUAUGAUGAACUAUUUCACGAGACUGGGCCUCUCGAUGGCAUGGAUUAUAAUCUGCACGAAGACGGAGAUAGUACGAUUGCCUAUGCGAUUCAGCUGGCUAUGAAGGAUAGAGAGGAACAGCUCGUGGAUAAUGCCUUGGAACGGGUUCGAAGGGCGCAGAUGUCGGGUCAGAAAAAUGUACGACUAUCCAGACGAGAGCUUGAGGCACUGGAACGCAAGCGAGUGCAGGCAGGUGGGAAUGGGGUGUCUGGACGCAGGAUGCCCGCUACCAAAACUUCUAGGUCAAGAGUGAGCUCUACAUCGGGCGUAUCACGACGCGGAUCCAGUCAAGCACAAGGUGGACAGAACACAUCAUAUCAACCGGCUGAUAACAGUUGGGCUCGCAAUUCCGAUUUUCAAUCUCGACAGCCUACCUCGUCCCCUAGAUCCUCGCUUCGUUAUCCCGACCGUUAUUCUACUACUCCGUCAAAGGCAUCCUUGAGAGGCAUAAUCCCUGCGCGUUCUCUUUCGGAUGAGCCGUAUCAGCUCUCGUCUUCAAGAGAUCAGCCUUCGCAUGCAAUACGUAGCUUGGUGGAUUCUCCGCAAAGAACAUCACAGCGACUGUUGUCCUACGUGUCUGGUUAUAAGGUCGGUUAUGGCCGUCCCAGUAGUGUGCGGGGUUCUUCCGUUGCCCAACAGGCUUCUUCAAAGUUUAGGCCCGAGGGCUCACAUAACGACGAACCAAGCGACUCAGGCGAUGGUGACCGAGUGAAUAUUGCAGAUGUGUCUGAGCGCAGAGUGCCGACAAACUCUACAAGUCAGACUGCGAGCGGCAAAGGCAGCCGUCAACGCCGUAGUUAUCGCUAG